Messenger RNA from Lolium perenne, 567 nucleotides. The record is from RefSeq and is a predicted model, not a curated record. NCBI's taxonomy places the organism in Eukaryota, Viridiplantae, Streptophyta, Magnoliopsida, Poales, Poaceae.
AUGGCCGGCCCUCGGCAUAGACCCCGAACCCUAAAAACGGGCACACGCCCCUGGCCCGUCCCAACCCACCUUCUUCCCCGCGCCGCAGCCUCCCGAGCCGCAGCCCACCCGCGCCGCCGCCACUCGCCGUCGCCACGCCCGCGCCACCCGCCGCCGCCCGCCGCCUUCCCCCGCGCCUCCCGAGCAGCCGCCCCGCCCCCGAGCAACCACUCGCCGUCGUCACGCCCGCGCCACCCGCCGCCGCCCGCCCGCCUUCGCCCGCUCCUCCCGAACCGCCGCCUGCCUCCCCGCGCCUCCCGAGUCGCCGCCCGCCGCCUUCCCCCGUGCCUCCCGAGCAGCCGCCCCGCCCCCCGAGCCAUCGCGCCGCCCCGGCCCCUCCUCCCGCCGCCUUCGCCCCGCUCCUCCCAGGACCGCCGCCUGCCUGCCCGCGCCUCUCAAGCCGCCGUCCGCCGCCUUCCUCAGUGCCUCCCGCCGCAGCCGCCCCGCCCCCCAGCCAUCGCGCCGCCCCGGCCCCUCCUCCCGCAGCCCACAGCACCGCCCGCCGCCUUCCCCACGGCCAUGCCGUGA